Sitophilus oryzae (rice weevil) is the source of this 1503-nucleotide messenger RNA. RefSeq names its product senecionine N-oxygenase-like. The coding region runs from base 152 to 1396 and encodes 414 amino acids. NCBI's taxonomy places the organism in Eukaryota, Metazoa, Arthropoda, Insecta, Coleoptera, Curculionidae. Gene Ontology annotation, molecular function: NADP binding; flavin adenine dinucleotide binding; N,N-dimethylaniline monooxygenase activity. The record is from RefSeq and is a predicted model, not a curated record. The transcript is spliced from 6 exons.
GACGAUAAGAAAAAUAAUAUUCUUAGCCCUCAUGUUUAUUUUAGUAGCGCUAGCUUUCUUGAACAUCAGAGAUUGUGAUCAUAGAUUAAAUGUAGCAGGUUUGCUGUAAAAAUAAGUCCUUAUUUUUAUUGUAUAUAAGUAGUAAAAAAAUAUGAAAGUGGCAAUAAUUGGUGGUGGUCCAGCUGGCCUUGCCGCAGUAAAGCAUUGUUUGGAACAAAAUAUCGAAUGUACCGCUUUUGAGCAAACGGAAAAUAUAGGAGGAACGUGGAUUUACACCGACAAGAUAAAAGAAGAUGAAAAUGGAGUACCGGUUCAUACAGCAAUGUACCAGGGAUUGCGUACAAAUUUACCCACUCGGCUUAUGGAGUUUGAAAACUUUCCUCACAUUCCCAAAGACAACUUUUAUAUCACACAACCAGAAGUUUUGGAGUAUAUUAAGUCUUACGCUAACCACUUUAACUUAUUACCUCACAUAAAAUUAUGCCAUCAAGUAAUAAAUGUAGAUCCUCGUCCAAAUGAAAAAUGGUCACUAUUAGUGAGAAACGUUAAAACAAAGAAAGUUGAAGAGCAUACGUAUGACGGUGUGAUCGUAUGCAAUGGCCAUUAUACAAGUCCGUACAUGCCAUCUAUACCGGGUAUGGAACAUUUUAAUGGGAAAAGUAUACACUGCAAGCAAUACCGAAAACCAAACAUCUAUGCCGGUAAAAAAGUGUUAGUUAUUGGUGGAGGCCCCUCUGGACUUGAUAUAUCAACUCUCCUGAACGGGAUAGCUAAAAAAGUGGUUUUUAGUUUUUCUAAAUUAUUUUAUGGUACACCCGCUGAAGGAGUAAUAACUAAACCUAGGGUUUCCCAAUUUAAGGAAGGCAAAGUAAUUUUUGUGGAUGGAACCGAAGAAGAUAUAGACGAAGUCAUUUAUUGCACAGGUUACUAUCCUUCGUACCCAUUUUUAAGCAAAAACUGUGGAAUAACUGUAGACGAUGGCUGGGUGAAACCUUUGUACAAACACUUUAUUAAUAUUGAACAUCCUACGAUGGCAAUAGUCAAUAUUACGCUUGUUGUUUCUACUUUUACCUUGUAUUCGAUUCAGAUUCGAUUUUACCUGGCUCUUCUAAAAGGCCAUUUUAAGGUAUCAAAAGAAGAAAUGUAUGAAGAUUUAAAUCAGGCAGUAAAGAAGAGAGAAGAUAAGGGAUUGCCUAAAAAGAUGACCCAUUUUAUAGCACUAGAACAACUAGAUUACUGCGAAAAUUUGGCAGACAUUGCUAAUAUAAGAAAAAUUCCAAGAGUAUAUGGAAAAAUGUUUGCUAAAAUACUUUGUAACUUAGACAAAAAGUAUGGCGUUAAAAUUAUUGAUGAUGAAAAUUUUGAAUUGGUACAGCUCGAAUAUACAACGAUAUAAAAUUAUGUAUAUAAAAAAAGCAACAACAAACCAAAAUAUUUUUUACAAUAUAGGUAUUAUUGAUCUUAUUGAUUAUUGAUACCAGAAAUUAAAUGUAUGGCAAAAAA